CAAACUCCAUUCAUAUCGGCUCUCACCACAACGUAGUUACUUAUCGUGAGUUUCCCACGCAUUUAUAAAACUCGCGUACAUUUUCUCGAUCUAUAAUGUCUGGGCGCCGUCGUCUGGCGACGCGUCAGACUGAGGCCGCUGAGCUAGCGGAGCCGGUCGCGAGACAAACCCGACGAAGCGCUAGACUUACCGAAGCAUCUGUGGAGCCUGAAUCUCGAUCGCAGGUUGAAAUCUCACGACGCGGUACCGGGCGUCGUCGUCGCGGGAGCCUUGGGAGCGGCGCGACAAACGGGGCCCCGAAAGGCUCUACAGAUCACGUGAAUCCCGAGCCAGAAAAUGAGCCAGAAAAUGAGCCAGAAAAUGAGUCAGAAGAUGAAUCAGAAGAUGAACCAGAAGAUCUUGACUUGGCCUCGACAUAUGAGCCCGUCGUUUCCCAGGAUGACGCAGGAUCUGAAACAGACGAUGUUCACGACUCAUUGGAGGUGGACGCGUCUAGAAUUCAAGAUAUGCUCGACUUUGAUAUACCCAAGUUAACACGCUGGUCCGGCAACAUGCACGACGUCCUAUCGUCUAUAGACAACACGCAGCCAAGCGUGGAAGAUCGCUCAAGGUUAAGGAACACCAGAAAAGCAUACAAUCACGCUCGCCUUCCUUUUGCCGAUACCAGCGCCUUUCUCAUAAAGCCCAUCAACUUCUCCGGUGACCAUGGCCCAGAAGUUCGAACCAAGAUACAAGUAGCAAUCUGCUUGGGAAACAUUAUAUCACUUCUUGCCUCCAUUGUAGAUGUCACAAUUGGCAGAAAGGGAUCGCUCCCGAUUCUUGAACAGCUGGAUGACUCUUUCCCAGCCUCGUUCAAUCCAUAUUCUCCGGAGAAUGACGACAUAGAGCGACUUCUAGACCUAGCAUUCCGUAUUCGAUGUCGUCACGUACUUGAACUACUAACUGCUAAUUCUUCUGUUGACCCGUACGAAUUGGCUAUCAGUAUGUUCUUUAGCCAGUCCUCACAUGCUCCUGACGGCUCCCAGGUGGUUACCAGCCAAGACCAAUACAAACCAUUAGCUGGGAUGAAUAUUAACGAAAACUCCCACCUCUAUGAAAGCUAUCAAACCCGCAUCCAGGAGAUCAUCUCUAUUCUCUCUUCCGACGACAGAUCCGAAGUAGCAUUGCGUCUGGAUCAAGAUUGCCCCAAGGAAAAGCUCUUCGAUGACCUCAGAUCAUGGGGCCUAGAUAUGUAUAAACAACUUAAUAAUAUGUCGACAGGUCAAGGAAACGUGGAAGCUGCCAAACCAACAGGGGGGGAAGAUGUGCAUGGAUUAGGAAGACGUGGAGAAUCAGAGUCUCUUUUCGUCGACGACAAUGAAGAGACUAGAGGGGACUCUGACUCUGACUCUGACUCUGAACCAGACACAGACGUUGCAGGAUAUGAUAAAUUGCCAACCGAGGAAUCCAAUCAGAAUUUCAUCAAUAGUUCCGCCAUCCUGGCCGCUGUGAGGCGGAGCGAGAAUCAGCAUGUAGCAAGUUCUAUAUCGGUACCGCCUUCCAACCAACAAGCUAUAGGAGAUAACGGGCAGAUAUCAAAUAUUAGAGACGCAAUCCGUGGAUUAAGUCCUAGCCAGGUAAUUGGUCGUACGAGGAAACGCCCGGCUCAUAGUGAAGAUGAUGCUAGCGGAGGCGAUGAUGACUUUGAAGUAAAUACGCAACUUUAUAACGAACCCAGGCGGUCUCGUAACGAAGAUGCAAUUGUUCAAAGACCACCUUCUAAACGCCCGCGAAUCCUGGAACAACCUCAGAUUGUGCGCCGCCAGCAAGUUACUAAGGAACGGCCCCGGUCGCGGAGCGACAUAUAUGAAGACCUUGAUUUACAGGAACGAGAUAUUGUCAGGUUAACUCAGGAGGCCCGAGAUGCUCGACGUGCGACCUAUAUGCGUAGGGCCAAGCCCCGGCAAGCUCGCGUACCGUGGUCCUCCUCUGACACCUCCAAACUCUUGGGCUUAAUCGCCAACCAAUCCAUAAAUUGUUCAUGGAGUACCAUUGCGAGAGUUGGCGAUUUCGAAACCCCACGAAACCAGCAACAAGUACGUGAUAAGGCUCGUGGUCUAAAAGUUUUGUACUUGGAAAGUGACCGGGUUCUGCCACUAGGUUUCGAUCAAGUUCUUCUAGGCCAGAAAGAAAAGGCUGCAGUCAUCAAGUGUGGCAAGAACCCUGAUCGACAAGAAGACGACCUAGAUGAAGAUGGCGAAAUUACCAAUAAUAUAUGGACUGGUUGAGACGCUACAUUUUAUUUUUAUCUUAUUUUUAGAGGUGUGUCGAGUAUAUUCGGUCUGUGUUAGAGGUUAGAGAGUGUGAGGGUUAUUAAUUGUUUUCUUCGUUAUUCUAUGCGUUGCAGUCAUCAAAAUGGCGUUUCAGCAGAUAGAUACCCUGUUAGACUUAGAUCUGGCCUGUAAUAAGGAAUGAACCUUUUAAUGCUUCUUGAUAACCAUACCCCUAGUCGCUUGUUAGUCGUGCUUCACCGUCCGUCUCAUGCUGUCAUGGAUAGUGACGAUCCAAGGAGGAUUCAUAGGCUUGGGAAUAUAGUAUUUUCCAAACUUGGCAAUGUUGCUACUGCAAUUCGGUCGCGUUAUUCAUAAACA
Molecule: messenger RNA, 2630 nt
Organism: Daldinia vernicosa
Lineage: Eukaryota; Fungi; Ascomycota; Sordariomycetes; Xylariales; Hypoxylaceae
Exons: 3
Coding region: 96-2267 (723 amino acids)
Source: RefSeq, a predicted model, not a curated record